Yamadazyma jaroonii is the source of this 2652-nucleotide messenger RNA. NCBI's taxonomy places the organism in Eukaryota, Fungi, Ascomycota, Pichiomycetes, Serinales, Debaryomycetaceae. The record is from the annotation of a GenBank genome assembly.
AUGUCUAUGGAUAUAUCCACAGUGUUACAAUCUUUGAACGAGAAACAAAAAGAGUCGGUUAUUUCUCCUUCUAAUGGUAGAUUGCAAAUUGUAGCAGGUCCUGGUACAGGAAAGACAAAGGUUCUUAUAUCAAGGGUUGCAAAGUUAUUAUUAGUAGAUAAUAUCGAACCAUAUCAAUUGAUAGUCACUACAUUUACCAAAAAAGCCGCUAAUGAAAUGAUAGAGAGACUAACACCCAUACUAAAGGGUACAUCUAUAGAUCCAACUAAGAUCUUGAUGGGAACUUUCCACAGUAUAUGUUACAGGAUUAUCCGUAGGUACGGAAUGAAGGCCGAUUUAUCCAAUUACACUAUAGCUGAUGAGAGAGAUAGUAAUCAGAUUCUACUGGAUAUCCUUAAAAACUUGAAUAACGAAGAAAUUGAUCACUUGGAUCUGUUAGAUGGUAAUGAAAUGUUUAAGACCGGGAAAGAUGGUAAAUAUCAUGGAUAUGAUCCUAAGGUUUUCAAAAGGCAAAUAUCGAAAUUGAAAUCAUCAGGAAUCACUUAUAAGAAAUAUUUAACUGCACCUUCAAGCAAUAAAUGUUUGAGAUUCAUAUAUGAAAAGUAUCAAUUGCAAUUGAAGAAAGAGUUCUUGCUAGACUUCGAUGAUUGUUUACUUGAAUGCUACGACUUGAUUUCAAAGUACCCUGUACUCAAUUUCGUUCAACAUGUUUUGGUUGAUGAAUUCCAAGAUACCAAUGAAAUUCAACUUCGGUUGAUGUAUGAAUUUGCUCGUGGACACCCCACAAAUCCACUUUUCCAGAACAAUCUUACCAUCGUCGGGGAUCCAGAUCAAAGUAUUUAUGGUUUCAGAGAUGCCCAAUCAGCCAAUUUCAAAAAGAUGAAAAAGUAUUAUGAAUCUAAAAACUUACCAGUUUCAGUGAUCACUUUGGAUGAAAAUUAUAGAUCUACCAAAGAUAUUCUUAGUAUCUCCGAAACCAUCAUGCGGCAGCAAAAGGAUAGAGUGACCAAACAAUUGAGCUCCCAAAUCGAAAAUUCAUUUAAACCUGUUCAUAAAACAUGUAAUAGUUCGAAACAAGAAGCAAGGUGGAUAGCUUACCAAAUCACUUAUUUGACAUCAUUACCUGAUUCGGUCGUUAGAUACCAAGAUAUAUCCAUAUUGGUGAGAGCAGCAUACCAAACUAGAGCGAUUGAAAAUGAGUUGGUGAAAUGCAGAAUUCCUUACUUUAUGAUCCGUGGGAAAGCGUUUUGGGACAGAAAGGAAGUUGUUGCCAUGUUAGACUAUUUGAGAGUCAUUGGAAACCCAUUGGAUAGAAUUGCAUAUCUUAGAACCAUCAAUUUCCCUAAAAGAGGUAUAGGUGAAAAAACCUUAGAAGAUUUGGCCAAACGUUUAGAGGCUGUUGAUUUAAAUAGUUACAAUAGUCAUGACGCUUUGAAAAUCAUUGCAGAGCAAUUGUCUAACAAGAAUCAAAAGUCUUUGUUAUCUUAUCUUGAAUUCAUCGAAGAUGCAAGAAUAAAAAUGAUAGAAGUUGAAACCAUGGAUUUAGGCGAAGAAAGAGAAAGGUUAUUGGAUGAAUUUUUUGAUUUCGUUUAUGUCAAAUCAGGAUUAAAAGAUCAAUUCAAGAAAGAGGAAAGUCAUGAACAAAAUAUUAUGGAAGUAAAGAAACAACUUCUCGAGUUUUCCCCUCGUGAUGAAGAUGAGUUUCCGGUUUAUUUGAAUGAUCAAGGACAGCCUUCACAAGUACCAGAAAUGGAGGAGGAUAAUCAGAGUUUCUUGAGUAAAUUCAUUGUAUCAUUAGGAUUAUUUGAACAUUCAGAAGAUAAAGAAGAUGAACAAGGACUGAACAAAGUGUCUCUUUCAACAAUCCAUGGAUCUAAGGGUUUAGAGUGGCCAGUUGUUUUGAUUCCAGGGGUUUCUGAGGGUUUAUUGCCAGCUAGUUUCGCUAUCAAAUCAGGAGGUGAAGAAGAGAUAGAUGAAGAACGAAGAUGUUUUUAUGUUGCAACUACUCGGGCCAAAACUUUGUUAUAUUUAACAUCGUGUGUGGAAGAAGAAAAGAGUUGGUAUAACAACAAACCUUCAUCAGUAUCAAGGUUUAUUUCCAAUCUUGAUCACAAGUUUACUAAAACCCAAAAAUGUUUCAGUGAUUGGGAAACAUUGAAAUCGUUUUAUUGUAUCAGAGGGAAAGCUCAUCCAAACUCUUUUGAUUUGCAUAUAUUCAAUAAAGGUUACAAAGAACAACUUUUCCCAUUCUUAACUGGGGACCUUCAACGUAUUGAAACCAUGAAUUACAAGCCUCAGGAUUUCAUAGUUCAUAAUCCUGAACCGAAAUCAGAAUUUGGAUUUGGAUUUUCAUCAAGUUUAUCCAAAGCCAGGUAUGCGUUGAGUAAGGAUCGAUAUGCAUAUGAUUUAGGGGAUUCAGAACCUGCCACAGAAGAGAUUGAUUUUUCAGAACCAAAAUUUCCUAAGAGAGCACCAAUGUCUUCGAAUAAAGCUCCAGGGUCAAGUUAUAUCAAGAACUUAUACGCUGGAGCAGCCUUCAAGAAGCAUAAACCUUCAAUGGCUCCCGCAUACAAUCCUGUCAAAAUCAAUAGUUUGGCACCUAAAGGUAAAAAGGCCCCAGCUUAUAUUCCUGACAGAAGGAAAAAGGCUUAA